Molecule: messenger RNA, 5092 nt
Organism: Chiloscyllium plagiosum (whitespotted bambooshark)
Lineage: Eukaryota; Metazoa; Chordata; Chondrichthyes; Orectolobiformes; Hemiscylliidae
Source: RefSeq, a predicted model, not a curated record
GAUUUCUAAUUAAUGUGGCGACAUUCAAAUGGAAUUGCAAGGAGGAUCAUAUUUGCAACUCUCUCUGAUCAUAUAAGUAUCUGUUUAUAUUGACCAACCGUAUUUUUUGUGGUUUAUUUAUUAACUAGUUUAUUUAUGAAUCUGCAGCAAAAAUAAGUUGAUUUGCAGACUGAGUGCCGAAAGCCACAUCUAUAAACCGGAACAAUAUCAUCAUAGUGGAAGAGUGUAGUCUGGUAAUGAAUGGCCAACAUGAUUCAAGGCAGAUGGCUAAGCCUAGAUAACAUAAUGAGUUUUUGACACUUUUCUGAUGAAGCAGAUGAGAAAAUGCAUUUGAAUUUUGAAACUUUCUUGAUAAGUUUCUUCAUUGGUAAUUAACAGAUGCAAUAUAACUUCCUAAUUAGGGAUCACAGCAUAGAGGAUAUAGAAAACUAGCUUGAAAAGCGGUGUAAGAGAUGACUAUAAAUAUACAAUUUUCAGACGGUAAUACAGUCUCUCGUUAGUUGGACACAGAGAUCUCAAAUUCUGAUUGUCAGCUAUUAUCCUUUAUGUCUAUAAAACAAUAGGAGCCAGGAAGCAGAUGUACCAGCCUCAGUGUCUGAUUUUCCAAGCUGCUUUUCCUUUAAGUAAAGUCCCAUAUUAUGUUAUUCAAUGAAAUCAUUGGCACAUACGCUGGCUAUAAGAAAAAGAGGGUUGGGACACGAUAACAGAGGGAUGAAUUGCAAAUCAAGGAGGCUCUAUUUUCGCUGUAUGUAUCUGACUGAUCCUAUCUGUUAUACAAAUGUUCAAAACCAGGUAAUGAAGAAAAUGCCAUUGAAGUGAGUAUUUUUAAUGAGAAUGAAUUAAUGGAAAUGAUGACAGAAAGGUUGUUGUCUAGAAACACCGAACAUAUUAAAACUUAAUGAAGCUUCCUGCUCCAAACUUUUUAUAUUACUAUUGCAAUUUCAAUUAAAAUCCAUGAUCAUACUUUGUGAUUUUCAGAGUCGUUUUCAGAUUUUAAAUUUAUUUUCACUGCUCUUAACUUUGCUUUGUAUCUAUUUAAAUUUUUGUACCGAAGUGCCUUUGUACAAAAGUAAGAAGAAAGUAGCUCCUUUCCCAGAUCACUGUAUAGCUGCAAACCCCCAAAACAUUGCCCUGAAAAGUCUUGACUUCUAGUUAGUCUACUUUCCUACAGUAACACUGUUGUACUGAAAUGUGCAGCUUUUAAUCUGAGAGGUUGAGUAUUAAACAUUUGGUUUAUUCUGAAUUUUCUGUAGUGUGAAUCAGACUACCACACUACAUAAUGUUGAUCAUUUUUAAAAAUACUGAUUGAUCCAAAUAUUGCUUUAAUUGAAAAUUGGGCUGAAGUCUACCUUUAAAAAGAACCACAGUGGCUGGAGUGCACCAUUGCUGUUUAUUAAUGAUGUGCAGCUUAAACAUUUUCUUGUAUUAAUGCUGCCUGUUGUUCAGCAGAUGUUAGCACUGCUGGCUCUAAUUAUAAAAUACUUCACCAGCCUCUGCCAAACCACUCCUUUCUUGCUUGUUCCUGACAGCAUUUAUGCAAAUCGAUGGAGACUGAUUGGCAGGAGAGUCCACCACUCCCACUUUUAGUUUAACAACUAUUUUAGCAGUGUACUUUGAAGAAUUGAAUUGGUAUGGACCUUGCUGAGAUACAGAGGGAUUGAGUUGUGCUGGUGGCUGUCUGUAGACUUAGAACAUGGAGUGCAAAUUUCUAAUCAGAGAAAGGGACUGCAGAAGUAAGUUUGCUUCUGCACAGUUUACUGCAAUGUGCUGCUGUGUUCUUAUCAUCUUUCUUUUACCAGUGAGUGAAGCCUGGAAACAAAGUAAACCACGCCUGACAUUCUCAUAUCAAGAUUUGCUGAUGAACAGCAGUUGUAACCCAUUCCAAGGUUCAGCAGAGAGUUCCAGUUUCCAGUCAAUACUAGUAGACGAAGAAAGAGGAAAACUUUUUGUUGGAGCAAAAGAUCUGAUUUUUGUUUUAAAUCUGGAAAAUUUGAACAAGGAACCUAAGAAGAUUUAUUGGCCUGCAGCUAACGAGAGAGUGGAUUUGUGCAAACAGACUGGGAAAAAAGCAACAGAAUGUGCAAAUUUCAUCCGUCUGCUUCACCAUUUCAAUAAGACACAUGUCUAUACAUGUGGUACAGGAGCUUUCCACCCUGUAUGUGGAUAUAUUGACCUGGGACCCCCUACAGAGGACCUUUCAUUGAAGCUUGACCUUCGAAGUCUGGAGCCUGGAACACUGAAAUGUCCUUAUGACCCCAUUCAACCCUUUGCAUCAGCUCUCGUAGAUGAAUAUCUCUAUGCUGGGACAUCUUCUGACUUUCUUGGAAGAGACACUGCUCUAUUUCGCUCCCCAAUCCAUCAUCUAGAAAAUCAAUAUAUCCGCACAGAACACAACAAUCCCCUUUGGCUAAGUGACCCCAAGUUUAUUGGAAUGUACCCCAUCUCUGACACCUCCAAUGAAGAUGAUGAUAAAAUAUAUAUAUUUUUAAGAGAAACGGCAUUGGAUGCUACAAGCACUGAGAAGGCCAUUUACUCGAGAGUAGCAAGAGUUUGUAAGAAAGAUGUUGGAGGUCAGCGGAGUUUGAUCAACAAGUGGACCACAUUUCUGAAAGCUCGUCUGAUUUGCUCAGUCCCAGGGCCUGAAGGUUAUCAGACAUAUUUUGAUGAGCUGCAGGAUGUUUUUCUGUACAACUCAAAUGAUGACAAAUUGCCAGUGAUUUAUGGAGUCUUCACGUCCUCCAGUUCUGUUUUCAGUGGCUCAGCAGUUUGUGCAUACAGCAUGGCUGAAAUUCGUUCUGUAUUUAAUGGACCUUUCACACACAAAGAGAGCCCAGACCGCCACUGGGUAGAAUAUCAGGGGAAGAUUCCUUAUCCAAGACCUGGCACAUGUCCCAAUAAAGCAUUUGACUCCACAAUUCAGACAACCAAGGAUUUCUCAGACGAUGUCGUCAGUUUCAUUAAGAAUCAUCCAAUGAUGUACAAGGCUGUGUAUCCAAUAAACAAGAGGCCUAUUUUCAUUCAAGUGAAUGUUGGUUACAGAAUUACACAGAUUGUUGUCGAUCGUGUUACUGCCAAGGAUGGCCAAUAUGCAGUCCUGUUUUUGGGUACAAAUGUUGGAACAGUCAUAAAAGCAUUGAGUGUCACAAAGGAUAAUUUGAAUGCUGAAGAAGUUUUACUGGAGGAAUUGCAAGUAUUUGAGGCAUCAACUCCAGUAUUAACAAUGGAAAUAUCUUCAAAACAGAAACAGAUUUAUGUUGGAUCAAAGGAUAGCGUGGUGCAGCUUGCUCUGCAGAGGUGUGGGGCAUAUGGUACAGCUUGCUCAGAAUGCUGCCUUGCUAGAGAUCCCUACUGUGCAUGGGAUGGGAAUUCAUGUUGCAGAUACGUGCCUGCACCAAAAAGACAGAUCAGACGCCAAGAUAUAAAGUAUGGAGACCCAAUAAUUCAGUGUUGGGAUCAGGACGACUAUGCAAAGCAUGUGCUAACCGAAAAGAAGUUAAUUUUUGGAGUGCAAUACAAUUCAACAUUCCUGGAAUGCAGUCCAAGGUCACAGCAAACAUCAGUCAUUUGGUCUGUUCAGCGAUCACUCAAUGGCCAACAGGAGGAGGUAAAAUAUGGUUCCAGAAUAAUCAAAACCAGGCUUGGUCUACUGAUACGUCACUUGCAGGAAGAUGACGCUGGAAUUUAUUAUUGCAGAGCUGUGGAAAAUACAUUCACACAUAUCAUUACAAAAUUCCAUCUUAAAAUUAUACUGAGUGACUUCAAGCCAACACCAAUGAAAGCAGGGUACAACGAAGGAAAGAGUAGAGAUAGUCGGAACAGGACCAGACUCCGUUAUAAGGAUUUUCUGCAGCUCCUGAACAAACCGGGCAUUACUGUGAAUGAGUACUGCCAGCAAAUCUGGCGUAACGGAAAGAGAGGUCAAAAUAGUAAAACUUCAGCAAAAUGGAAAAUUGCACCAGAGUUUAAACGGUAUUAGACUUUGGGCAAUAUACAAUACAUUGUGGUGCUCCUUUGAGGAAAUAUAGUUACAAAAUUUAUUCACUGGACUUUUGUAUCAGAGUAUUGGCUGAAUAAAUCUAACUGUCACUGGUGCGAAGACUGAAUAGAUAAAAUGGAAUCUGGUCGUAAAAACUUAAAAAAAGUAAUGUGAAGAAUGAGUGUAUCUGGAUGUAUUCUAAUCAUUAGAAGUACGAAUUUCUUAAAGGCACAGUUUGCUUUAAAAGCAAAUAUUAUUAUGUAGGCAUUUUUUUCAUUAGAUUGGGACAAAAAUAUUAACGGGUUCUUAUAGCUUUCAAAAGCUCAGUAAAUUAAUCUUUUUGUGGCAGUGUGGAUUGAAUUUCUGCCCGAAACGCCCAAUCACAGAGUUAUCAACAAUUUGAUAAGUUAACCAAGUGUGCUGAUUCACAUUUCCUCAUUAUGAUUUGCAUCAAAAGGAUUGUGAAGGAACAUCCUCUGCAGUUUACGUCAUUAGCAGUUGUCCAAAAACAACUUGCAGCCUUUAGAGUGGAUCUGGUUCUUUCGGGUCUGUUUCUAUACUAUAUGAUUCUAUAAUAAGUUGUCAAGCACUCAAGACACUCUUUGAGAAGGAGUACUGUGAGCAAUAGCUUCUCACCUGGCCAUCUCAAUAGCUCCUCAUUUCAGUGAUCAAUGGCUUCUCAGUCCCCUGUAAUUUUCACCAAAGUGGCACUCCCUGCUGUGCGUUUGGUUUGGUGAAUGUGAUGAGUUGUUAACUGCUCAGGAAAUAGGUCAAUUGGCUUUUAAAGCAGAAUCCUUGGUUAAAACACAAAUUACUGAGGUAUUUGAAUAUUUAAGUGAGUUACCUAACCAUUGUGCAUGGAAAUUCUCUGCCAUUUGCAGCCCGGUCCAGGUGAAACCUAGAAUUGGGAGGGGAACCUGGCCUAAUGUCACUUUCAGAAGUCACAUCCAGACCACCUCACCUUGUCUAGAAAAGUUCAACUAUAAAAAUUAGAUAGAGAUCACACACAGAAAGCAAAAGCAAAUAUUUGGAUAGGUGACUAGAAAGAGAUAAAAGAAGCACGGGAAGUACAUCAUCAAUACUAAUUACUAUCUGCAGGAAUGAGAUUCCAAGUUA